AUGGCCAUUCUAUCACCAGCGCAGCAGCUGGUCCAGGUACUGAUGUUGACGUAUCCUAGCAACCAACCCCCUCCCACCCCCACCCCACCAUCCCACAACCCACUGUUCUAUGUCACACAUUCCUUGGAGGCUAGGUUGGUUCGGUUGUCUGUUGCAGGUGUUACAAUUCUCCUGUCCCAGACUGUUUUUCUCCUUCGCUUGGCGCAAGUCCUGCCUCAAACCUCUGAUGCUCUCCCCAUCUUAGGCACCUACUUCAACUGCAUUAUGUUCAUGGUGGCGUCAUCGGUCGUCCUGACAGUUGUUGUGCUCAACUACCACCAUCGGACUGCCGACAUCCACGAGAUGCCUCCAUGGAUAAAAAGCGUGUUCCUCCAAUGGCUUCCAUGGAUUUUGGGCAUGGGACGACCGGGGAAGAAGAUCACGAGGAAAACGAUUAUGAUGAGUAAUCGAAUGAAAGAGUUGGAGCUCAAGGAGAGAUCGUCUAAGAGUCUGUUGGCCAAUGUGCUUGACAUCGACGACGACUUCCGCCACUGUAGUUCAGCCAAUAGCGGGUACAUGCGCGGCACGCCGGGGCUUACUAUAGACGAGGCACCGUGCUCCUGGGGGCAGCGUGACCUACAGCUCAUACUGCGCGAACUACAGUUCAUCACUAACAGAAUGAAGAAGGCGGAUGAGGAAGCAGAACUGAUAAGUGACUGGAAGUUCGCCGCUAUGGUGGUGGACAGGUUUUGUUUGAUAGUGUUUACACUGUUUACGGUGAUAGCCACGGUGGCUGUUUUGUUGUCAGCGCCCCACAUCAUCGUACAGUAACGACGGAACUACGCCCCAAGUGCUACGACUUCAACACCCUCGACCGAGUGUUUGGUUACUGUACUGACAUAUCUCCAUUACCCUUAUGUCAGACAUCCGACAAUACUCGACAUAACCCACGUUGUUAAACAGUCACUUAAGCGCAACAACUAAUACAGGUAAAUUAAGGAGUCAUUGAGGUUUUGUAGAAUAUGUCUAAAACUAACCGUGACUAGUUUGUAUGUUUUUAUAAACGAUCGAAUUUAUCGACACUCUUAAAUGAGACCAACUAAUACAAUCAUUUUUAAUACAAAUAGCUAAACUGAAAUGAAUCGCUGUAACAUUGACAUAUUUUCAUACGUCGUAAAACUAUUCGGUUCGGUUUCUAAGCACAAUGUAUUUAAAAAUAAGUGAAUUCUGUUUAAAUAAGCUGGUACUGAAUCAGCGUUAAAUCGUUCUUGGGGAAAGUAUACUUUUUCUAUGUUGAUAAAAGAAGUACUCAUGGAUAUUGAAUAGGGCUCAUGUUUUCAAUAAAAAUAAAAAAAUUUAUUGAUUGUCUUUAUCAAAAAAGUUAAAUAGUUUUAUUUUACUUUUUCAGCUACAAAAAAAAUACUUACAAAUAAAUUGAGAAAUAUUCUUCAUAGCUCAUCAACCGGCCAAUUGGAUUACAUUUCUUGAAAAAAUUACAUAUAAACUCACAAUCAUUUCAAUCACAUAAAUUUUAAUAUUGCAAUAUAGUUAGGUCAAAUGUUUAUUCAAAAAAAACAUGUUAUCCAUAAAAUAGCUAUUUUAACAGCAACACAGAAUAUAAAAAUAGAAAAACUAUACUGUCUCAAGGAUUGCCUUAAUAAAAUAAAUUUAACCUAAAUCCUUAGUUUCCUAAAUAAAUAAUAAUAUAUGUAUCAAACUAUCACCAGACUCAAUUAUGUUAUCGACAAGGAAACCUCGUACUUAGCUGUAAUACAUUCUGUGGAACUCAACUUGACAGUGACUUCUGGAUGUAGUGAAGUGAGUCAAGAACAUAUUAAAAGUUUAGUGAUUUCUGUGAUAUGUUUAAUAAAAACUCUAAAUAAAUAAUGAGCUGAUUGUUAAUGAUAAAGCUAAAUAGCAAAUUAUGUUGUUUUUAUAAAAUGAGACCAAUAUAAUAAAAGAUACUAAGCACAAAAUUAAUGUAAUUAAUUUUGUGCGUUUUGUUGAAUAAGUGGUAAGAUUUUAAAGAUUGUGUACAAUAAAAACAAUUAUAAACAUGUUAAUUUGUUAUAGGUGAGUUUUUACAAUAAUUUUCAUUUUAGUGGGUUAUUCAGGAGGCUGCCCUCAGAUUUUAAAUUCAAUUACAAAUCAUUUAAUGUCAUAAUAAAACCAUUUGAAUCAGGAAGAGCUAUUUAGAAUGCUGUACAUAUAUCAUCAUACUUUUGUUUAGUAUAAAAACGAAUAUCACAAAAGAGCUUGGUAAAAUGUUAAGUAUAUGUUUUUUACAAUAAGUUGGAUUGUGUGUUUACAAUUUGGUGCAAUAGGGUACUUUUAAAAUACGAUCCAGGGUAAACAUGUACUCUAAACCCUCAGUAAUAAAAGAUACAAUGAAAAACCAUUGCUCACAAAACGAACUUAGUAUAUAUAUGUAGCGAAACAAAAAAGUUGUCACACUUAUGUUUAGUAAUAGUGUUGUAAAUAAAUCUAAAAGUGAACACAUUGCCGACCCAACCAGCUACAAAACACUGCUUUUGAGGGCAGGCUUCCACGUUUGAUUUAGAGAAUUGUGAAUGAAUAACUUAUGUAUCCGUGUUUAACCUUCCUUUCUUUGUCAGACAAAUAAUAGAUUCAAACUAAAAGGAAUUGAGAUGAGAGUUUUUUAACAUCGCAAAGUUAUGUGUGAUUUUUUAAUAAAUACUUUAGAUAUGUCAAUGUUGUUAGUCUGGAGGUAUUGGUGUGACCGUGAGUCAUGUACGUUUCAUUGUACAGUUAACAAUCCUCCUUUGGUUCAUGUUUAAUUGUUAUCAGUUCAACUGCUGACGUUUGUACUGUUAUCAGUGGUUCUGUGUUUUCAAACUUUUAUUUUACUGUGGUUGUUUUAUAAAACUAGUUGGUUUGGGAUAGUCGCUACAUAGAUUGAUAACUUGAAGUCUCUUUAGCAUGUUAUCGUACUAAUUUUACAUUGAGAAAAGUUACCAUUGUCAUUUACAACAAUACAAAGAAUCUAUCUGAGAGUUCUUCAUCCAUCCAAGUUAUAUGAGACAACCACAGCAGCGAUCCGUCUGACCCGACAGAUUCAGACUAGUGUGCCUGAACGGCAUUGCUCACUCUUGCAAGUUUACAAGUGUAUGUAUCGCCUGUAGAACUACACGACUAUGUUAUUACAAAUAUACUGUUAUGUUUUGGCAAGUUGCGUUUGCGUUACUUGAGUUGGUCCUUCACAACAGACAACAACGGAGCAAACAAUAACCAAACGGGUCCGUAGUUAGUGAUAACUAUGAUAUCUAUGUUUAGAUGUGCUAUGAUACGUAAUUUGUUGCUCAUAUCAUAACUAAUCUGGCUCUGGUUCAGUAAAGGCCUUAAAAAUACAUGUUAAUUACUACUAUAAGAUGUUUGUCAGACACUGUAAACUAUUUUUAAAUAAAUUAUAUAAAAAAAACAUUACUAAACCGUUUAUUAAACAUAGGCGAUGCUGUAGUUUUCAACCGCACGUGUGUACAAUAUUUUUAAUACUGUACCGAGGAGUGAGUACUGUACUUUUUACAACUGUGUAUUAGUGAUAGUGUUUUUACAUAAAUUACAAUUUAACUUGCAACGUUAUGUUGAUUAAUAAACAAUGUUAAAUAAAAU
Molecule: messenger RNA, 3609 nt
Organism: Macrosteles quadrilineatus (aster leafhopper)
Lineage: Eukaryota; Metazoa; Arthropoda; Insecta; Hemiptera; Cicadellidae
Product: neuronal acetylcholine receptor subunit alpha-7-like
Exons: 4
Coding region: 1-810 (269 amino acids)
Biological process (GO): regulation of membrane potential; monoatomic ion transmembrane transport; nervous system process
Cellular component (GO): neuron projection; synapse; membrane
Molecular function (GO): monoatomic ion channel activity; transmembrane signaling receptor activity; neurotransmitter receptor activity
Source: RefSeq, a predicted model, not a curated record